Messenger RNA from Gavialis gangeticus (Gharial), 4113 nucleotides. RefSeq names its product E3 SUMO-protein ligase ZNF451-like. The record is from RefSeq and is a predicted model, not a curated record. Bases 43 to 3264 code for a protein of 1073 amino acids. Gene Ontology annotation, cellular component: nucleus. The transcript is spliced from 14 exons. NCBI's taxonomy places the organism in Eukaryota, Metazoa, Chordata, Crocodylia, Gavialidae. Gene Ontology annotation, molecular function: DNA-binding transcription factor activity, RNA polymerase II-specific; sequence-specific DNA binding. Gene Ontology annotation, biological process: regulation of transcription by RNA polymerase II.
CGGGUGUGGGGGCGGACCCUGCAGCUCGGCCGCGUCCAGGCGAUGGAGGCCGCGGGCCCCGCCCGGGCCCCGAAGCGCGAGGCGCCGGCGGAGAGCGAAGAGGACGUGCAGUUCGUCAGCGAAGGGCCUUUGAGACCUGUACUAGAAUGUAUUGACCUUGUCAGUAGUGAAGAUGAAGAGCCUAGCAGCAGUGCCAGCAUUCAUAGAAAAGUAAAACGUAAAGAUCACAUUGACUAUCAGAAAGAAAGGGUUGCUUCAACCCUAGCUCGCCUAGCACGCCAUGUGGAAGUAGAGAUACAGCAGAAAGAAGAGAAAAACAAAGCUUUCAAGGAAAAAAUGGAUUCCCAACAUGCUCAUGGAUUGCAGGAGCUGGAAUUUAUUCGGGGACAUAGUGACACAGAAGCAGCAAAAUUGUGUGUGGACCAGUGGUUAAAAAUGCCAGGUCUCAAGCCAGGUAUGGUUAAUUGUGGAAGAGGUGGAUUCAAGAAGGCAGGUGGAUUCCAGAGGGCAGGCCAGACACCAGUGAAGAGCAGUCCUAUUUUAUGUCCUGUAAUGCAUUGCAACAGAAAAUUUGAUAAUGGGCAUCUUCUGUUAGGCCACCUGAAAAGAUUUGAUCAUUCUCCUUGUGACCCAACAAUUACACUCCAUGGAGCUCCAGCUAGUGCCGUUGCCUGUGUGAUAUGUUUUAAAAGAUUUGUUACCUCACAGCAGUACUGUGAACAUCUUGUAUCUAAGAUAAAUGAAAAUGAUGGGCAUAAAAGAGAUCUCCCUCCACAGCUUAUUCAGUGCUUUGCAUGUCCUCACUGCUUCCUUCUUUUCAGUCUAAGAGAUGAAUGUUUGAAGCAUAUGUCUGGAAAGAAUCACUUCCUCCAGGUUUUUAAAUUGAGUGAUGAAUCAGGAACUGCACUUCCUUUGCCUUUUCCAACCUACGCAAAGAAGCUUCUGGUAUCCUUAUGCAAAGAGGUCCCAUUCCAGGUUAAGUGCACAUCCUGCCGCCAGACAUUAGGGUCACAUAUGGAGCUAACAGCACACUUCAGAACUCGUUGUCGAAAUUCGGGCCCUGUAGUACUGUCGGAGAAGAGCAUUUCCCAGGUGGCAGAAAUAUUUGUAGCAAGAGGUCGCUGUCAAAAUUGUGAUAAGCUCUUUGCUGAUGACAACCAGAUCAAACAGCAUAACCAAACAACUCAGCACAAGGUUAAAAUUAUUACCACAAUGGAAGAAUCUAUCUUGAUUUUCUGUCAUCUCAAUGGAAGAAAGAAAAAUCUCUCUCAUAUCAGCCAGACAAUAAAUCGGUCAAAAUCAUCACUACUUAAGAGACCACUGACUUUGAGUGAGUCUGCUAAUGAAAAUAAUUCUGCCAUUUCAAAACAGAAGAAUAAUUUAGAAAACAAAAAUCAGGAAGUUGGAGUAAAACUAGGUCAAGAUGAUACAUGCAAAAUAAAAGCCUGGUUUUGUGAAUGUUUUUUGAAGUUUUCUUCUGAAGAGUCAGUAGAAAAGCACAUUUUUUCAGCAAAUAGAAUCUGUUAUAAAUGUGCGGUCUGUGGGAAGCUUGCUGAAAACUCAAGCAUUAUCAGUCUCCAUAUGAGUCGGUUCCACGGAGGGGCACACUUGACUAAUUUCCUUUUCUGGUGUCGAGCAUGUAAUGCAGAUUUAUCAAAAGAAGAGAAUGUUAUGGCACAUGUGACUGAAUUUCAUGGUGGACAUAGUUACUAUUUUGAGCAGGAAGAAGCUCUAGAGGAUGAAUCUAUGCCAUCUUCUGACACAGUUUGUAGUACCUCAGUUAAAUAUGAAGAAAACGUUACUAUCUCUGUAGAGCAGUCCCCUGGGAAAAAUCCCAUUUUAGGAAAAUGGCAGUGCUGCAUUUGUGAGGAAAUGUUUGAUUCUGAAGGUAGUGUUAAAAAGCAUUGCAUGUCUUUAGAAAGCCAUGAAUUUCACAGGUAUUGCUGUGGAUUGUGCAAAAAUCACUUUCGUAAAAUAGAAACGCUAUACCGACACUGCCAGACGCACCACAAUCAACAAAUACAGGUUAAAUAUUAUUGUGGUAUUUGUGGGAAUCUCUUUUUUGAUGUUGAGGAAGAAUUUCUAACACAUUAUAAGUCUUCCCAUAGCAUGGAUUAUAUGUUUGUGUCUGAGCAAACUGAACCAUCAAUAAAAAUUGAAGAAGAUUUUUUGCCAUUAGAAGAAGAAAACUAUCUAAGCUGUGGCUGCCGAGAAGAUUACGUCUCAAAAGCAAAUAGAAAGAUAGAUUAUGAUAUUUGUCUGAAAAACAUGCUAAAAAAAGGAAAUCUGUGGUUUCGCUGUUGCUUCUGUACAGCAACAGCACAAAAUUAUGCAGACUUGAAUGACCACCUCAGCAGUCACCCAACACAGAAAUGCACCCAAGUGACGUAUGUUGUGAAGUGUAGCGCGUGCAGCAGAAAUUUUACUGAUCUUAAGAGUGCCCAUCAACACUAUCAUGAUAAACAUUGCUUCUUGCAGAAGCCUGAUACAACGCAGUUCAGUUCAAAAGAAGAAAGCAAUGUCUUUAAAUUCACAGCAAGCGGUGCUUGUGUGGGUAAGAAGCCUGACAAACUGAAGCUUUCUGAAAAGUUUCCGAAAAGAUCAAAAUCUCCCUCUUCAAAGGGACCCAUAGAUGGAAAGAAAGGAAGAAGUAAGAAAACACAUUCGCCAGAACCUAAUGAAGUUCAAGACAGUGAGCUGCCAGAUUUUGACUACCUCAAGACCAUGACUCACAUUGUGUUGGUGGAUUUAGACAAUUGGGGAAGCUUUUUCACUCGUCUUCCGGCUAGCCUGAAUCAAGGGACAUUUAUCUGGGGAUUUCAAGGAGGAUGUAGCAACUGGAAGCCUCCAGAUAAAUGCAAAAUCUUUGAUUAUCUUAAUAAGAUAGGAUGUUUCUUCCUUCAUCCACGCUGUGGGACCAGAAGAGAAGCCGCAGACUUUGCACUCUGCAUGCAAGCUGGCCGUCUGGAUGAACACCUCCCCAAACAAAUUCCUUUUACCGUUCUUUCUGGAGACCAGAGUUUUCUAGAACUAGAGAAGCAGUUUAAGUUGACACAUCGAUCAGCUCACAUUCUAAAUCCUCAUCACAUAGACGGAGACAUGAUGUGUGCCUUAUUAAAUAGCAUUUCGGAUACCACAAAAGACAGUGAAGAUGAAAAUGAUAUUAAAAAGACAAUGCAGAUGAGUUUAGAAGAAACGAAGAAACACAAAGAGCAAGAUGCAGAAUUGCAAGAAGCUAUCAAGCGAAGUCUGGAGGACAUAUAAAAGAAGUUACUGCUGUAUGCUAGUAGCAAGCCAUCUAAGCUGUUUAUGGAAAUGGACGCUUAUUCAUCCAUUUACAAAAGGGUCAGGAAAUACUGCUUUAAAAGCACUUAUAUGUUUAGAUUUGUAAUAUAACAUGUUGCUGUUUGAGUCAUGCAAUUUAACAUCUGGAGUUUAUAGAUGUAUAUACUGCAACUUAUGUGUGAUAGAAGAAAAUAAAUUUUAAAAGCCUUUCAUGUUCCUUUUUCUAAUGAAUGAUGACUAUGAGGUAAUGAAUCAUGAGUUUCUGCUGACAUCAUCAGAACUUGUAGCCUAAGAAGUAGGCGCUUCUUACCCUGCUGGCUCUUGCAUUUAAUUCUUCUUUUGUAAAAUGUUACCUUUUUUUUAAAUGUAUUUACUUUUUUUCCAUGUACCUUUUACAAGAGAUAAAAAUGAGUAAGCUUCCAUUGUUUCAGAGCAGCUUACCUUGCCAGUCUUUUUCUAAUGAGGAGUUUGGACCCCUCUCCUUCAACUAAUAAUGCAUGGGCAGGUCCCUGUGCCUCCGCAAAACUUUGCAAGAUCAGGACAUUUAGAUAAAUAGCUAUUUUCUGCUAUUUUUAUUUUUAAUAAAUUGGUAUCUUAAUGUGUUAUGCUAGCUGGGUUAAAAUUUAAUGUUUCUAUUCCUGUCUUGAUAAAGGCUGGAGCAAAGUUUGUAAAUAAAACAAAUUUCCCUUGCAAUUACCUCUUAGAGGUACAAGUGAAAUAAUUUCCGCAUUCUACUUUCUCUGUUGCGCAGACACUUUUUUUCUUUAUGAAGGGAGCUUAUAUUUCCAUAUUUUAAUAUAAUUAAACAUUAAUUAUUUUAUAUUUUUA